Molecule: messenger RNA, 868 nt
Organism: Paramacrobiotus metropolitanus
Lineage: Eukaryota; Metazoa; Tardigrada; Eutardigrada; Parachela; Macrobiotidae
Product: coiled-coil-helix-coiled-coil-helix domain-containing protein 2-like
Exons: 3
Coding region: 211-693 (160 amino acids)
Biological process (GO): mitochondrion organization
Cellular component (GO): mitochondrion; nucleus
Source: RefSeq, a predicted model, not a curated record
UGAGUGUCCACCAAUUCAAUCUGUUCAUAGCGGAAAUGCUGCGCGCGUGUUGUCAUAGCGCUAUUUCGGAUUUGCGGUUCGCGAAACAUUCAAGGAAGUGCUCUGCCUGGACUAUAAAUUCUCGAGAAGCUGCCAGCACCCACACAGCUAAGUUCAAACGGUUCCUAGUACGGUACUGUAAAAACGAUAUUCUUUAAUCAAUCUCACAAAAUGCCUCGACGUGGUGGUGGUGGACGCUCUCCUUCGCCCAUGGGGGGUGCCCCUCGGCGUAGUAUGACCACGGCGGCCCCAGCGCGUCCCGCUGCGCCUCCUCCCGUCCCGGUGAAUCCGGCGGCUAAUGCGCCCAUGGCAUAUCCCGCCCAACGCCAGCCGGGCAUGUUGGGCCAGAUCGCAGGUACAGCGGCCGGUGUGGCCAUUGGUUCAGCGGUGGGGCACACCAUCGGUCACGCUCUGACGGGUGGCGGCGGCAGCAACCCCCGGGAAGAGGCGGUCUCGGGUACUAACCCGCAGCCAGUCGGUUCACCGGGCUACUACCAACAGCAAGCGGCCAUGACGCCCUCGUAUAAUCCAUGUGAACUGGAGAUGAAGCAGUUUAUUGAGUGCGCCCAACAGAAUUCAUCGGAUAUUUCCAUGUGCACGGGAUUUAAUGAGCUACUGAAGCAGUGCCGUGUUAGGAACGGCAUGCCGGCCUAAAUUCACUGUGCAUUUUCUUUCAGGAAUUUUGUCGUGUUUGUGCAGUUUAGACAAUUUGGGUUGUUAUUAGUUUACUUUGAUGUGUGCGACAGUAUAUUUCCUUUCGGUAACCAUUGCCGACAAGAUAAAGUUGAUUUGAACCAUUCGGGCGAACUUAAAUAAAGUGGAAUUGAUG